AUGUGGAAGAUUCCUACUUACAAUAGAUACAAGUUGAAUACAGAUGGUAGUGCUAUACCUAAUCCGGGGAAAAUUGGAGGGGGAGGCAUUUUAAGAGAUGAUCAAGGGAGUAUGGUAUAUGCCUUUGCAGUACCUCUUGGUCAAGGGACUAAUAAUCAGGUUGAGAUUCAGGCUGCAAGGACUAAUAAUCAGGCUGAGAUUCAGGCUGCAGUUUUUGGCUUAAAUUGGUGUAUACAACAUGGUUAUAAUAGUAUUAUCUUAGAGGUUGAUUCUGAAUUAUUGACUAAGUGGUUUUUGCAGGGAGGCAAACGGUACAGCUGA
Messenger RNA from Solanum tuberosum (potato), 321 nucleotides. RefSeq names its product ribonuclease H-like. The record is from RefSeq and is a predicted model, not a curated record. Gene Ontology annotation, molecular function: nucleic acid binding; RNA-DNA hybrid ribonuclease activity. The coding region runs from base 1 to 321 and encodes 106 amino acids. The transcript is spliced from 2 exons. Lineage: Eukaryota; Viridiplantae; Streptophyta; Magnoliopsida; Solanales; Solanaceae.